AGUUAAUAUAUGUACAAGUCAAAUUACGGCGAUAAAAUCGACUUUCUCUGACUUUCAUAUCAUGGACAUACCGCAGGUAAUUUAACGACAAUAUUUCGCGAAGAAUGUGCCAUGUCGGUCUCGGAUCCCCUCAUCAAAGAUCUGAAAGGAUGGACUCGAAAGUUGAUGGAACAUACCAAAGAAAUCAAUGAUGAAAAUGAGAAUUUGAGUCACUUUUGUAAAUGCUUUGAAAACUGCUUACAAAAGGGCUUAUUGUCUUGUCUCGAUAGCAUUGGAUAUUUAAAAAUACCUUGUGCAUGGCACUGGUUGGAGUAUGUUGCUGAAAAAAAUUAUAACUCCUAUAAUACAUUCUCUUUGGUGGUAGAACAAGUAAAGCAAAAUUCAAAAGUACACACAUCUAUUGGACGACUUCGUUUCCUUAUACGAAUAUGUCUGGUACGAAAAUGCCUUCAUAUGCCGAUAGAAAUAUUGACAAGAAUACCAACUUUAGCUACAGAGUUUUACAAUUUAAAGAGCAUUAUUGGAGAUGACAUUUUACGAGAAAUACUACUCUCUGUAUUAUUGCAAUGCAGUAAACUUAAUUUUAAGCUGAAUUUAAGAAACGCAGCAUUUUUGGAUGACACUUGGCAGAUGCCAUUAUGUGUAGCUUUAGAGCUGGUACCUUGCAAAAGUUUAGGUAUCUCUGUAUGUUUCAUCAAAGAGAAGGCAUUAAUUGUUAAUGUUGAUGAAAAAUCAGUAGCUGCUGAAGAUAAUAAAGUUGAAAUCGGGGAUGUACUAGAUGAGAUAAAUGAAAAUGUCAUCAAUGGCGAUAGUAAGGGAAAAUUACGUAAAAUUAUGAAAAAAGCUAGUGGACAACCAAUAAUUUUACAUAUCAUUAAACAUCGUACUAAAAAAUCUUGUGGACUGUAUGAACCAAUAGUGCAUCUUAUCAAAAGUUCGGGUAUUGAAAGCAUGAGAUCUUUAAUAAAAAUAUCACAAUUGGACCAAGCAGAAGUCACUAAAAGAGAUCAAAUCUCUAGAUUAAAAAAUAAAACAUUAAGUAGCGGAUUCUUGGUGAAAUAUUGUGGUUCUGUGCAUGUUGGUACAGAAGGUGAUAUUAAACAAAUUGAAAAAGCCAUUUGGCGUUUAUUAAAGUCAGGAGAAGUGAAGCAAGUGCCUGCAAGAUUUGAAUGCUUAGAAAUUGGAAUUGUAGUAACUCAAGAGAUAGAUGAUCGAAUAAUAUGCAAACAAAGUUAUAUGGAAAUCUCGUCAUGUGGAUGUACUGCCAACAUCCCAGAUUAUUUUGCAUUUAUCGCAGGGGAGACAAAUUGUAACAUGGCAACAAAAUUUGAUGCUUAUAUCUUUUAUCAUCAGAAUGAAACUGAAAUUCAACAAAUAUUACAAAGUUUGGGACAGGGAUUUCAACGUACUCAUUUUGCAGUAUAAUGUAUAUAUGAAUUUGUUGAGCUAUGCUAUAUAAAAAAAAAAUAGUCGUAUCUUUGUAUAUCUAUCUUAUUUAUAUUAUUUAUUAAUUCUAGAAUAUUGCAAAAUGCAUGAUACAUAUGCGCGCUAUUUAUUUCUUUAUCCUAUUAUUUAUAAAUAUCAAGAUUAAAAAAAGAAAUUU
Messenger RNA from Cataglyphis hispanica, 1603 nucleotides. RefSeq lists its product as uncharacterized. Gene Ontology annotation, molecular function: protein binding. The record is from RefSeq and is a predicted model, not a curated record. The coding region runs from base 112 to 1425 and encodes 437 amino acids. Lineage: Eukaryota; Metazoa; Arthropoda; Insecta; Hymenoptera; Formicidae. The transcript is spliced from 9 exons.